AUGGUGAGAACUCCUUGCUGUGAUAAAACUGGACUAAAGAAGGGUGCAUGGACACCAGAAGAAGAUAGGAAGCUAAUGGCUUAUGUUACUAGAUAUGGCUGUUGGAAUUGGAGACAACUUCCCAAGUAUGCAGGUCUACAGAGGUGUGGCAAAAGUUGUAGAUUGCGAUGGCUGAAUUACCUGAGACCAAAUAUCAAGAGAGGGAAUUACACUAAAGAAGAAGAGGAAACCAUCAUUAACUUGCAUGAAACAUUGGGAAACAGAUGGUCUGCUAUUGCUGCCCAGUUACCAGGGAGAACUGACAAUGAGAUAAAGAACCAUUGGCACACAAAUCUGAAGAAACGCUUGAAAAAAAAAUCAGGGGAAGCAAAAGAAACGUCCUCAGACGAUGAUCUGUCUCAAAAUGACAAGGGCCAAGAGAAAGACACAGAAGAAACAGGCAUUAAUACACAAAAUGCUGCUACGAUCCCUGAAAUAAUUGAAAGCCCCACAAGUGCAUUGUCUCCUCAAGCUUCGUCUAGUGAUUUUUCAACCACUGACAACACAACAGCAACAAACAUGGACCUCAUUUCUGACGACGAUUUCGCUUUCUUGGAAGCAUAUGAGCCCCCCAGUGGAAAUUUCUGGACCGAACCAUUCUUGUCUGACGAUUAUUUCAUGCCAAAUGAUUUUUUGGCACCCUCAGUGGACCCUGAUUCCCCAUUUUUCGAUGGAGAAAUUUUAAGCCCGUUUGCUUUUAUCAGUAUGGAGGAUUGUAACUUAUACUAA
Dovyalis caffra is the source of this 768-nucleotide messenger RNA. NCBI's taxonomy places the organism in Eukaryota, Viridiplantae, Streptophyta, Magnoliopsida, Malpighiales, Salicaceae. The record is from the annotation of a GenBank genome assembly.